UUUGUUCUUCAUUUUCCUCUUAAUUUCUAUUUCUGAGUUUGCGUUCACAUUGCCACAUGAAAACACAAGGGAUGUUCAUCCAUACCACCAAUUUUACAAAUAUGAAAUUUCGUAAUUUUCUAACUGAAAAUUCCGAUCUCAAAAUCUCCAUGGUAAUCGACGACGAUGGCGAUUUUCCGACGCCGGCUAGUUCUGAUUCCGCCAAUAGCCGGCCGAGUAGCGACGGUUCACCACCGAUAUUUUCGCCGUGGAAUCAGACUUAUCCCCUGACGAAAUCUCCCUGUUUUACGGAAUCCAAAAACGGCGACGUUUACUGGAAUAGUAGUAGUAAUAAGAGUAGUUCUCUCAUUGGGUCUCUUGUUCGUGAGGAAGGUCACGUGUACUCGCUGGCCACCGCCGGCGAGCUUCUCUACACCGGCUCCGACAGCAAAAACAUUCGUGUCUGGAAAAACCUUAAGGAAUUUACUGGGUUUAAAUCGAGCAGCGGAUUAGUUAAGGCGAUUAUAAUCUCCGGCGAAAAGAUCUUCACCGGUCACCAGGACGGGAAAAUUCGCGUCUGGAAAGAGACUCCGAAGAACCCAAGUGGCGGUUACCGGCGGGCUGGAACGCUGCCUGCUUUGAGAGAUGUACUGAAAAGCUCCAUUAACCCUCAAAACUACGUCGUUGUGGGACGGAACCGGAGCCGGCUUUGGUUCAAGCAUGCGGAUGCCGUGUCGUGCUUGUGCUUGAGCGAUGAUAAGACGAUAUUGUACUCGUCUUCUUGGGAUAAAACUAUGAAGGUAUGGAGAAUUUCAGAUUCCAAGUGCCUUGAAUCACUUACUGUCCACGACGACGCCGUGAAUGUCAUCGUCGCGGCUUCCGAUGGCUUGGUCAUUACCGGCUCCGCCGAUGGCACCGCCAAGGUAUGGCGGAGGCAACAUGAAGAAGAGAACGACGCAACAAAACACACAUUGGAGCAAACGUUGGUGAAGCAAAACAGUGCGGUGACGGCGGUGGGAGUCAACGCCGCCGGUACGGUGGUGUACUGUGGAUCCUCGGAUGGGUUGGUCAACUUCUGGGAGAGGGAAAAGCGGUUGACUUAUGGUGGAGCCCUAAAGGGGCACAACCUAGCAGUUCUCUGCCUGGCGACGGCCGGGAAUUGCAUGGUACUCAGCGGUGCGGCGGAUAACACCAUAUGCGUGUGGCGGAGAGAUGGGCUUUUCCACACGUGUGUAUCGGUGCUGACGGGUCAUACUGGACCCGUUAAGUGCUUGGCUGUCAAGGAAGAUCCUUGCCGCCGGUGUAAAGAUGGCGGUCGGCGGUGGAUUGUGUACAGUGGUAGCCUGGACAGAUCGGUGAAGGUGUGGGGGGUUUCCGACAGCCUUGGCGGCUGACGAUUGGAAUCUGGAUAUCGGGCAAAUGGCAAGGUGCCACGUGGGUGAAACCAUAUCAUUAGUUUGUAUAGUUUGCAUGUAGGUGUCAUGACAGGUGGAAAAUGUCAUGAUUUUCGAAAGAAAAAUAGCGACAAAUUCGUUAUUACCAA
This is a messenger RNA of Cucurbita pepo subsp. pepo (vegetable marrow), 1522 nucleotides long. The record is from RefSeq and is a predicted model, not a curated record. NCBI's taxonomy places the organism in Eukaryota, Viridiplantae, Streptophyta, Magnoliopsida, Cucurbitales, Cucurbitaceae.